Synchiropus splendidus (mandarinfish) is the source of this 1702-nucleotide messenger RNA. RefSeq names its product cortexin domain-containing 1 protein-like. Lineage: Eukaryota; Metazoa; Chordata; Actinopteri; Syngnathiformes; Callionymidae. Bases 671 to 856 code for a protein of 61 amino acids. The transcript has a single exon. The record is from RefSeq and is a predicted model, not a curated record.
AACCAACUUUGCUUGACCGGUAUCUGUUUUCUUUCUUCAUUCUAUCAUCCGGUGAAGGUGCGGAGAGGUGUUUCUUGUUCCUGUUCCUGUGUUCACACCACAAUAGUGAAUAGAAACAGAAAUGUGAACAGCUGCUUUUAACGUGAAGUCGCUCUUGUGGCAUCAGAAUACAAGCAAUCUGCAUAUUUUUGGCCAGGAUCAGUUUGCAAGCCUCUUAAGUGGAUUGCUGCUUGGCGUCAUAUCCUCUUUCUCUUCCAGAACAUUUUUGACCAUUUGCCACCCCAAAAAUCUCCUCAAAAUGACACACUAUAAACUAUAUUCAAAAUCUUUUUUUGAAUGUCUUGUCAUAAAGAAGUACAACUCUGCUGUCCAGGUGUCUCCUCUUGUGAGGCGCCAUUCUCCUGAAGUGACCAGAGAGAUGCCCGGGGUGUUCUAAUCUCAGGAACAGCCUGUUACCAAAAACCUUGUUAACUAUUGAUGAGGGACACAGGUGCCAAACAGGGCUGUCCACAUACCUAUCUGAUGUUGAGGGCGAUGAGCAUGAGUGGACUCACACCUAUAGGCAAGGCUGAAAUGGAUUUUGGGUUUCAGAAAAGUUGACUCAGAGGAUGCUUGCAACAUAAGGACAGAAUCCCAACUCACACAGGACUACCUUGCAUUCUGAGUCAACAUGGAUCCACCAAAGCUCCCGGUCACCAGGUUGGAUGUGGAUGUGGAUCUCGGCUUUGUGCUUUUCUUCUUCACCCUCCUCUGUUUCUUCUUGCUGGUGACUAUUGUGCGCUGUGCUCAAAUGGUGCUGGACCCGUACAGCGCCGUAUCGGUCUCCACCUACCAGGAGGAGCAAACUGAGGAAUGAAGGUGACUGUUCAUCAUGAUGCCCUUGUGUCACUCAAACACUAAGUUUCUAUCUGCAGAAGUAGAACUAAUGCAUAAUGGUUGAAGCUGAAAUGACACUGGUGAUGUCUUGAAGGGGUCACCUCAAUGAACCAUUGAAGGUGAAAUUCUUCGAUGAAAGUAGCGCACAGAUGUUUCAAAUUUUCAAUUAUGGGAGAUUGAAACACGUUCAUUGUAAUAUAUUCGUGCAAGUUUGUUGUUAUAAAGCCAAGGCCUUGGCCUCCGUGACAAGUGUGGAAAAGCAUGUAAAUGUAUCUUCGCACAAAAUGUGCUCACAAAAGAUUUCAUGACGAAUUGAAGAUGAAAACACUCAGCAUUAGGUGCAAGAGUGAGCAUUUACAGAUGUUUAACACAGGGAAAGGAUAUUCGCACAACUUGGACAUGCAGUAUAAUGCAGAUGUUCUUCAACAGUAUUUUAUUUUUCCUGAAAUUUUAUUAUUGCAUGUAGAACAAAUAACCGCAGUGAAGUUGGUUGGAUUGACAGACAUCCGCUCCAGGACGAACGCCGCCAGCCGCCGUUCCCUCCCCGACUAGUGCUCGCUGAUCGCGGACUGAAUAUUUGUCAAGUAGCGCUAACGCUGCUUAACACGGUCGGUUAGGGACGGUCAACAAAUGUCUCGUCUUCGUAGAUUUUCCUCAAUAGCUUCCAGGAAAAGCGUCCAUCAGGGUCCAAAGGUUUGAAUAUUCAGGGACACGAGACACAUCUGUCACAGACAUUUAUGUUGCCAUAUUGAACGUAAUAUUUCUAAUAUUAAUAUUUUGCUAAUAUAUUUUUAAUAUUACCUCAAUAGCUUCCACGAAAAGCUGC